GGAUCGAUUUAUUCUACUAUGAUAGGAAAGGAGUGACGGAUAAACCCCAAUAAAAAUAUAUUGAUACAUUUACAAAUAUUACAAAGCAAUUUAAUGUGAACAAAAGGACUUUCUUUCGGUUACAUUGGCCCACAAGAGGAUGUGGUAGAACUGGCGGUAGCAGUGUCUACGACAAAAGUGGCAGCAACUCUGAUAGCAACAUAUACAGCAACGCUGGUAGUACUCGUGUUAUGUUUGUCAUGAAUUAUUCAACUCUGCUCAUUAUGAACUUGGCAUUGCUGAUGGUAGUUGUGACGAGAUUCUUCGAUACUUCAUUGGCUUCCCAUAACACUAAAGAUGACCAUCUCGAUGAUGCGCCCGUCAUCCGUCAUCGUCGUCAAGCUCCGAUGUCGACUGACCCUCACGCCCACUGUGGUGAAUGGUUCCCAUGUAUAAACUCAACGCAGUGCAUUCCUCAAGAAGCUAUAUGCGAUGGCAACGUCGACUGCGACAACGAAUCGGACGAGUCGGAUGAAGAAUGCAUCGAUGAUAAGAAUAGGCGUGUAUAUACCUUUAUGGAUCAAGGAAAGACUGACGACUCAUCGGAGGAAGAUGACUUUACACCACCAGCAUGUGAUAUUGGAACAUACCCAGAAGAAUGCAGAUGUGUUCUCCUGUAUGAAGACCCUAUGGCUCAUUUCGACUACUAUGAAUCGAUGCUACAAGACGCAUACCCCAGCGUUUUCGCUGAACCACCAAUUGGAGCAACAAGUGAACCACUGGGGCUGGAAAUAGCGUGCACGUCAAAACGACUGGAAAGGGUCCCAGAAGGGCUUCCACCCGGAACUUUGUAUAUGGAUUUGUCGGAUAAUCGUAUUACUCAUCUCCAUGGCGACAGCUUCCAGAAUCUGACCAGACUUCGAGAACUAGUAAUCACUCACAACCAAAUGCAGUCAAUGGACGAAGAUGUCUUCUACGACACAAGGAGUCUGGAAAUGCUCGACCUAUCAGAUAACCGAAUUGAGAGGAUAACUUCGGCUCAUUUCGACUCUCUUCGACGGCUUUCUCUAUUACGACUCUCACGGAAUCACUUCCGGUGCGAGGAUGGAGAUUGCUUCCGGAAUCUGGUUAGUCUGAGAGAACUCGAGUUGGUAGCAUGUGGGAUCACAGAGCUAAUGCCUGAUAUGUUCCGUAAUCUUCACAGCCUAUCUGUACUUCAGCUUUCUUACAACGCAAUCACCAAAAUCAUGCCAUCGCACAUGAAUGGACUGGAGGGGUUACAAGAUCUGUAUUUAUCGAGCAAUCACAUCUCACAUAUCGAGAAUGGGUCGUUUGAUGGCAUGGACAGACUCUUGAAAAUAUUGCUACAUGACAACAAACUGAAGAACAUUUCUGUUGGAGUAUUUCCGUUUAUGCCCGAGUUAGUCAUUUUGAAAUUAGAUGAGAAUGAGAUUGAUAUGAUAGAGCCCGGGUCAUUCUCACUUGUGAUGAAUCUACAACAUUUUACACUAAUGGAGAAUAAAUUGAGUCGAAUUGAAUUGGGAAUGUUUGAUGGCUUAGGAAACGUUACAGACAUGAGUUUGCGCCAAAAUGAAAUUAAAGUCAUCGAAGAGAAUGCUUUCGAUAAUCUGAUAAAGCUGGAAUCAUUAGACUUACGGGAGAACAAGCUAACCGAAGUACCUCGAGAGCUCUUCACACCACUCGAGAAUCUCAACAAUAUCUACUUCGAUUACUUCUUUAUGUGCGGGUACGCCCCCAACGUACGGGUCUGCCUGCCCAAAGGGGAUGGCAUCUCGAACGUCGAUGAUCUCCUGGGCAACUGGUUGCUACGUUGUGCCGUCUGGCUAGUGGCCCUGCUCGGGUCAUUUGGCAACCUAUUGGUUAUCCUGGCCCGAUGCUUCGUCAGUGAGGAUAACAAGGUCCAUUCAUUCUUUAUCAUGAAUUUAGCCGUGGCGGAUUUUCUUAUGGGUCUCUAUCUGCUCAUCAUUGGACUGCAUGACGUCAUGUUUAGAGGUGAAUACAUCUUUAAAGAUUUGAACUGGCGAAGCGGAUGGGUGUGUAGGAUGUGUGGACUACUCAGUCUUCUCUCCAGUGAAAUGUCUGUAGUUACAUUAACAGUGAUAACCUCCGAUCGGUUUAUCUCCAUCGUGCAUCCGUUCAAGUUUCGCCAACGUCACCUCGCCCACGCUGUCAUCCUCAUGGUCGCCUUCUGGUUAGCUGCCAUGCUCAUCGCCAUCCUCCCCGUCCUCCACCGAUCCUACUUUGGCGAAUUCUUCUACGGCGGCAACGGUGUGUGUCUCCCACUCCAAUUUGAUCGCCCGUUCGAUCACGGUUGGGAGUUCACCCUCGUGGUCUUUGUCCUCUUCAAUCUCAUCGCGUUCAUCUUCAUCCUCUACGCAUACGCGCAGAUGUUCGCCACCGUACGGAAGUCUAGCCUUGCUAUGAGAUCGACGAAAGAGUCGCAAGACUGGAACUUGUUGAAGCGUUUCACGAUCAUUGUCGCUACUGACUUUAUCUGCUGGAUGCCUAUCAUAUUGGUCAAGAUAGCAUCUUACGCAGGUAUAGCCAUACCACAGUCAGUGCACGCAUGGUUUGCCAUCUUCGUUUUACCAGUCAACUCUGCUCUCAACCCGAUCUUAUAUACAGUUACCACGCAGUUCUUCAGACAAAAGUUCCUACGACCGAUCCGUCGUAUAUGUGGCCGUCAGAAACAAGGCAAAGCUUAUCAAUCAGGUUCUUACGACGAUUCCAUCACCGGUACAAAGAUCACUGCUACCAAGCUAUCGAUAAUAUCGCACAACGGAAAACCAAGGGCGGGAUCGGUUAAUGGUCGGCUGAACUCAACAAAGGGAUCAUAUGGUCAUCAUCGGCCCAGCGAGGUACAACCUUGGCUCUCCCCCGACUCGUCGGGUCACCCAUCUCACCUCAAACGGCCUUCACUGCGGAUGGAAGAUAUGAGUUGCCGCAAAGAACCGGAGGUCGUGGUGGUGCACAGUAACAGUCAGAACCGGAUCGAAUGCAGUGAUGUCGCAGAACCAUUGAUUGAAACCUAGCGGUCUUACAAAUAUCCGGUUUGGAAACAUUCAAUUCUGAAUAACUGAGAGACCUUUGUUUCAAUCUGACAAUCUCCUACUGAUGCCGAACUCCAUUUUCAUUGACAUGCAGGUGUCUAUAUCAGGAGAUUUAUGAAAGGAAGUGAAUUUUAUAGUGCUAUCAAUCACUGUAUCUGUUUCCAUUUAAGAUCGUUUAUCGUUUAUACUGCUUUAUAGAUCUAUUUAUUAUAUGAAACUCCCAAUUUGUCGUAUUUAUUGUCAUGAUUGUUUAUUAAGCUUAAUGUGAAAAUAUAGAAAUGAUUCAUUGAUUGUCAAAUAGACCUUAAUCAAUUAUUUAUUAACAUUGAACUAUUUGAACGAUGAUAUCAAGGCAUUGUAGUGCAAAAUGGUUAAAUAAGAAUGAUGUAGGCCUAUUACUCUAUACUGUAUAGAGUCAAACGAAUAGAUUCUGUAUGAAGUUAUGAUGGAAAAAGAACAUAUUUAUAUUUUAAUGUAUUCAUUUCUACUGGAGACAAAUUGGAUACUUUUGUAAUGAUUAUAAAGAAAGAAGUAAGAGAAAGACAGAAAAAUAAGCUAAUCUCUGGUUAUUUGCACGAAUUACUAGGUUAAAGUAAGCUACACUGUUUGAAUUUUCUUCAUUUAUUAAACAUGUAAUACACGAAAAAAAAAAUAUCACUUAAUGUCAAAUUUCUCAGCAAUUUACAUGGGAUAUCUUUAGUUAGCAGAUUCUUCAGUAUUUUCUUUUAAUAUCAUUUUCUAUGGAUAACAUCGUGCUAUUUUUCGUUCUACUCAGAAAAAGCUCUUUUUAUUACAACUGUAACAACAAUCAUAUAAAAGACAUAAUUAUAAAACAAUUACUAUGAUGAUGUUAAUCAUAAGUGCUAUCCUACUGCUUUUGCUGCUGCUACUCCUAUAAUCAUUUCGUCAUUACCAACAUCACAUUUCGUAUUAUGUCUUCGCAACCGUGUCCAGCAACACUACCAUUGCCUUUUUUACUACCAUUGUUUUUGUUAAACUGAUACAACCAACUAAAUUACAACUGCAGCUAUACACGCAGUAUACACUAGUACCACCACAACUGCUAAUACUGCUUCUGCUACUGAUACCAUGACUAUUACUAAUACUUCUUAUACUAUACUACCCAGUGACUACUACGAGUUAUACUUCUACUACUACUACUACUACUACUACUACUACUAUUACUACUACUACUACUACUACUUCUACAACAACUACUACUACCACUACAACUACUACUAGGUUAUUCACUCCUAUGGAAGCGGAUAAAGGUAUGUUAUCAUGUGAUAUGCACUAAACAAGAACUGAGUACAUUGUUUUUAAUUUUAUCACUACUACUACUACUACUACUAUUUCUACUUAAAGGAUAGUCCGGGCUGAAAAUAUUUAUAUCUAAAUAAAUAGAGUAAAAUUCACAGAGCAAAUUGCUGAAAAUUACAUCAGAAUCGGGUAUUAAGUAACGAAGUUAUUGAAUUUUAAAGUUUAUCAAUAUUUUGUGAAAACAGUUAAAUGCACAUCGUCAUGAAUAUUCAUUAGGUAAGCUGAUGAUGUAACAUACCCAGUUUCCUUUUUCUUAUGUUAUAAUAAUAAUAAUAACGCAGUUCUGUAUAGCACAUAUCACAUUAUGUCAUAAGGUCCCUAUGCGCUUACAAAGGACUUGAAUAUUAUUACCCUGGCAUGGCUCUAGCCCCGCAGCCUUUUACAGCGCGGUGGCAUUUCAAGGAAUAAAUUCCUGUCAGGUACCAAUUCACCUCACCUGGGUUGAGUGCAGCACAAUGUGGAUGAAUUUCUUGCUGGAGGAAAUAACACCAUGGCUGGGAUUCGAACCCACGACCCUAAUCCACUGGGCCACAACGCUCCACGAUGUUAUUACAUGAAAUCCUAAAUGUUUCAUUUUUUUUUCAUACAUGUGAAAAUGAUGUGUCUCCAUUAUUAUGAAUUAAGCUGCGGCAAUAAAUAACUAAUGCACUUAAUCAGUAGUCAAUCCAAUUGUUCUAGCUCUUGGUAGAAAUUUUUUGAAUAAAUCGAAUUUCAUAUGAUAAAAUGCAAAAGAACAAGUGGGGAUAUGACCUCAUCAGCCCACCUAAUGAAUGUUCAUAAAGACAUGCCUAGAACUAUUUCACCAAAAUAAUGCAAAUCUUUAAAAUUCAAUAACUUUGUUAUUUGUUAUCCGAUUUUGAUCAAAUUUUCAGCAUUUUGCUUUGUGAAUUUUACUCUAUUUUUUGAGAUAUAAAUAUUUCCUGCCUGGACCAUCCCUUUCAUAUACUUCUACUUCUACUAGUACUCCCACCACCACCACCAUCACUUCUACUAAUACUACCAGGGCCCUGGGAACCAUUUUUUUUUACUGGGGGUGCUGACGUAAAUUUGAAAAGCCCCCCCCCCCUCC
Messenger RNA from Lytechinus pictus (painted urchin), 5439 nucleotides. RefSeq names its product relaxin receptor 2-like. Gene Ontology annotation, molecular function: protein-hormone receptor activity; G protein-coupled peptide receptor activity; protein binding. The transcript has 23 exons. NCBI's taxonomy places the organism in Eukaryota, Metazoa, Echinodermata, Echinoidea, Temnopleuroida, Toxopneustidae. Gene Ontology annotation, biological process: hormone-mediated signaling pathway; adenylate cyclase-activating G protein-coupled receptor signaling pathway; activation of adenylate cyclase activity. The coding region runs from base 231 to 3032 and encodes 933 amino acids. Gene Ontology annotation, cellular component: plasma membrane. The record is from RefSeq and is a predicted model, not a curated record.